This is a messenger RNA of Psammomys obesus (fat sand rat), 1638 nucleotides long. RefSeq names its product forkhead box N4 (gene Foxn4). The transcript is spliced from 9 exons. Bases 1 to 1551 code for a protein of 516 amino acids. Lineage: Eukaryota; Metazoa; Chordata; Mammalia; Rodentia; Muridae. Gene Ontology annotation, cellular component: nucleus. Gene Ontology annotation, molecular function: cis-regulatory region sequence-specific DNA binding; DNA-binding transcription factor activity. Gene Ontology annotation, biological process: regulation of DNA-templated transcription. The record is from RefSeq and is a predicted model, not a curated record.
AUGAUAGAAAGUGACAUCACGCCCAAAAUGUCAGGAAUGAUCAGAAGCUCGGGGCACAGUCACCACCGCUCUCCACAGGAGUACAGGCUCCUGCCUCCCACGGGCGAUGGCGAGCUCCCCGGGGACCUUCAGUCACUGUCAUGGCUCACAGCCGUGGAUGUGCCCCGGCUGCAGCAGAUGGCAAGCGGACGCAUAGACCUGGGAGGCCCCAACCUAUCACACCCACACCCAGGUGCCUUGGCUGGCGUGCAAGACCUGCAUGUGUGCGAGACCCCACGUCCCCUGCUCCGUGGUCAAAAUGCUGUGGUCCCCAGAGGCAUGCUGGGCUUGGGCCCCAUAGGCAGCCACAGAGCCAGCAUGAACCCGUUCCCCACGGGAGGUCAGUCCUCAUCAGGCCUGCCGGAAAUGCCACAGCUGUAUUCGCCUGCUGCCCAAGUCCAGUUCCCUCUACCUCCGGGAUCCCAGCAGUGUCCUCCUGUGGGCCUCUAUGGCUCUCCAUUUGCAGCAAGGCCUUCCUACCCAGGGGCCCACACGGCCAUACACUCAUCUCAGGAGCUGCACCCCAAACACUACCCCAAGCCCAUCUACUCCUACAGCUGUCUGAUCGCCAUGGCCCUGAAGAGCAGCAAGACUGGCAGCCUGCCCGUGAGCGAGAUCUACAGCUUCAUGAAGGAGCACUUCCCCUACUUCAAGACCGCGCCUGACGGCUGGAAGAACUCAGUGAGACACAACCUGUCACUCAACAAGUGCUUCGAGAAGGUGGAGACCAAGUCCAGCGGCUCCUCGCGGAAGGGCUGCCUGUGGGCCCUGAACCUGGCACGCAUCGACAAGAUGGAGGAGGAGAUGCACAAGUGGAAGAGGAAAGAUCUCGCCGCCAUACAUCGCAGCAUGGCCAACCCGGAGGAAUUGGACAAGCUCAUCUCAGACCGGCCGGAAAGCUGCCGGCGUCCUGGCAAACCCGGGGAGCCUGAGGCCCCUGUGCUGACUCAUGCCACCUCGGUGGCCAUGGCCCACAGCUGCCUGGCCAUCCCCCAGCUCCCACCAAAGCCACUGAUGACCCUGUCCCUGCAGUCAGUCCCCCUGCACCACCAGAUCCAGCCCCAGGCACACCUGGCCCCAGACUCGCCGGCGCCAGCGCAGACCCCACCUCUUCAUGCCCUACCUAACCCCAGCCCAGGGCCUCUCCCGCAGCCAGCCAUGGGCAGGGCUCCCGGGGACUUCCUCAACAUCAGCACUGACAUGAGCACGGAGGUGGACGCCCUGGACCCCAGCAUAAUGGACUUCGCUCUACAGGGUAACCUGUGGGAAGAGAUGAAGGAGGACAGCUUCGGCCUGGACGCCCUGGGGACCUUCGGGGACUCCCCACUGGGCUGUGACCUGGGGGCCCCAAGCCUGGCCCCUGUGUCUGGCAGCAGUGACCAGCCCUUCCCCGAGGUGCAGGUGACGGGUCUCUAUGCUGCGUACUCCACGCCAGACAGUGCAGCCCCAUCGGCGGCCACCUCUGCACAGUUCCUGGGGACUCCAGGGAGCAAGUCCAUAGCUCUGCUCUGAGCCGCCCGCCUGGAAGAAAGGCCCCGAGGCUCCGCAGCGUCUCUAGCUGCGGGUUGACAGGAAGUGACAGCUCUUGCUUCUUCCUGC